AUGCAGCUUAUUGUCGUCAUCGCCAGCUAUAUCAUCUGGGCCUCCUUACUCAUUUACGGAGUUUAUCUCCGAAAGAAGGAGAAUACGUGGUUUUACGUUAUUAUUGCGUUUGCUGCGGGCUUCGGUGGAAUAUUUGAGCCAAUCUACGACAAUGCGUUGAUGCUUUACUUCUACGGCCCCGGCCAGUGGACAGCCUUCAACUCGAUGGGCGUCCCGCAGCCCAUGUGGGUUUAUAGCGGCUAUGCGACUCUUUACGGCACCAUCUCGGUGUUUCUAAAUCGCCAGAUCGCCAGCGGCAUCACACGUCGAUGCUUCUUUCACUACGCCGCCAUCGAGCUCGCCAGCUCAUGUCUCUUCGAGAUCGUCGUUAUCAACGGCGGCGUGUACGAGUACUGGGGUCCUCACGUGCUACGCAUUUUCAAAUACCCCAUUGUCAUUGGCAUCCUGGAAACUGUCCAGGUGAUGUUUUACAGUGUCGCCGUCGCCAAUCUGCGUGCUAGAAGCGAUUGUACGCUCUACCAUCUUGUUGGCGCAUUACUCAUAUUUCCUAUAACCUUUAUGGCGGCGAACAUCGGUGUCGGUGCGCCUCUCAUCAUCAGCCUACAUUCUUCUAUUCAAUCCGACGCCUUGGUCACCUUGGGGACGAUAGCAUCUAUAUUGGGCUCGGUCAUCGCCAUCAUGGCUCUCCCAGCCAUGAUCCCCGGGAUCGAGGAGGGAGUAAGAUUGCCAACAGACUCUUCAAAUUCUUAA
This is a messenger RNA of Colletotrichum godetiae, 750 nucleotides long. RefSeq lists its product as uncharacterized. The record is from RefSeq and is a predicted model, not a curated record. Bases 1 to 750 code for a protein of 249 amino acids. NCBI's taxonomy places the organism in Eukaryota, Fungi, Ascomycota, Sordariomycetes, Glomerellales, Glomerellaceae. The transcript has a single exon.